Aspergillus lentulus is the source of this 3567-nucleotide messenger RNA. RefSeq names its product Cu(2+)-transporting P-type ATPase CCC2 (gene ctpA). NCBI's taxonomy places the organism in Eukaryota, Fungi, Ascomycota, Eurotiomycetes, Eurotiales, Aspergillaceae. Gene Ontology annotation, biological process: monoatomic cation transport; copper ion homeostasis. The record is from RefSeq and is a predicted model, not a curated record. Gene Ontology annotation, cellular component: membrane. Gene Ontology annotation, molecular function: ATP binding; copper ion binding; P-type divalent copper transporter activity.
AUGGCGGCCUCCGAUCUUAUACGCGCCCACGAUAGUGGCUCCUCCGCCGGCCGAUCCCCAGCGCAUAUGGCGACCACUACAGUCAAGGUGGAUGGAAUGACAUGCGGGGCAUGUACUUCCGCUGUUGAAGGCGCUUUCAAGGGUCUGGAUGGUGUAGGACAGGUGUCAGUUAGCUUGAUGAUGGGCCGAGCCGUCGUUCAUCAUGAUCCGACCAUAAUACCUGCGGAAACAAUAGCCGAAAAAAUCGAAGACUCCGGUUUUGAUGCUGAGAUCAUCUCCACUGACGGCCCGUCGAUACAAACCGAUAGCCACAGAAAUGCGCAGGAUCCGACGCCGCGAUUUUCGACCACGACGUUAGCGGUGGAAGGGAUGACGUGUGGUGCCUGUACGUCUGCUGUGGAAGGAGGACUCAAGGUAGUCAGAGGCGUCAAAUCGAUCAACGUCUCAUUGCGGUCAGAACGAGCAGUGGUGGAGCAUGAUGCUUCCGUGAUCACGCCGCAACAGCUCGCGGACAUUAUCGAGGAUCGUGGCUUCGGCGCGACGGUGCUGGAAACCUCAACGCCGCAGGACGGUCCUCGUGGCUCGCAGGAAGAUGCGGACGCUAAAUCGUGCCUCAUGAACACAACCGUCUCGAUAGAUGGCAUGACAUGUGGCGCUUGUACAUCCAGCGUGCAGAGUGCAUUCGAUGGUGUUGAUGGUGUGGUUCAGUUCAACAUCAGCUUACUUGCUGAACGCGCUACCAUUGUCCAUGACCCUACGGUUCUCUCGGCCCAACAAAUCACCACAAUUAUCGAAGAUGCGGGGUUUGACGCAGCUAUCAUUUCUUCAGAGCCCAAACUGUCUACGUCUAGCUCCACGAACAGCGUAACUCUGAGUUUACACGGCUUGCGCGAUGUAGUCGCGGCAAAUGAUCUAGAAGACUCCCUUCUCCGGAGACCCGGAAUACACUCGGCGUCCAUCAAUAUGGGCACAUACAAGCUUGCAGUUUCGUAUGAUUCUGCGAAAAUUGGGAUUCGUACCAUUGUUGAGGCGAUUGAGGCUGCCGGCUACAAUGCUUUGCUGUCUGAGUCGGACGACACCAACGCCCAGUUGGAAUCUCUGUCCAAAACCAAGGAGGUCCAAGAGUGGCGAAGCGCAUUCUUGUUCUCUCUCUCAUUCGCGGUGCCCGUCUUCGUCCUCAACAUGUUGCUUCCCAUGUCUCUACCCAAGCUCGACUUCGGCAAGCUCCGCUUAUGCGCAGGCGUGUACCUCGGGGACGUGCUAUGUUUGUUGCUCACCAUCCCCGUACAGUUCGGUAUUGGUAAGCGAUUCUACGUGAGCAGCUACAAAUCACUCAAGCAUCGCUCACCGACUAUGGAUGUUCUUGUCAUGUUGGGCACAUCUGCGGCUUUCUUCUACAGUGUCUUCAUCAUGCUUGUGGCCAUGUGCACAAUGGCCGACAAACGGCCCAACACCGUGUUUGAUACAAGCACCAUGCUCAUUACCUUCAUUACACUCGGAAGAUGGCUAGAGAAUCGGGCUAAAGGUCAAACGUCAGCCGCUCUCUCGCGACUCAUGUGCCUGGCUCCGUCUAUGACGACAAUUUACGAUGAUCCUAUUGCUGCUGAGAAGCUCGCCGAGGAAUGGGAAACCGCCAAAGUUUACACCGAUGAGAAGAAGCCAGCAUCUUCAAGCGCGGACAGAUCUGGUCCAGGUCACAGAGUGAUCCCAACUGAGCUCAUUGAAAUUGGCGACGUAGUUGUUCUUCACCCUGGUGACAAAGUUUCUGCAGACGGGGUCGUCAUUCGAGGCGAAAGUUACGUGGAUGAAAGCAUGAUCACCGGUGAAGCGCUACCCAUUUAUAAAAAGAAGGGCAGUACCGUCAUUGCUGGAACUGUGAAUGGCACUAGUUCGAUUGACUUCAAGGUCACCCGAACCGGCAAGGACACUCAGCUCAGCCAGAUUGUGAAAUUGGUUCAGGACGCGCAGACAAGCCGGGCUCCUAUCCAGCGGGUGGCGGAUAUUGUUGCUGGCUACUUCGUUCCGGCUAUCAUCAGUCUCGGUCUCAUCACGUUCUUUGGUUGGAUGUUCGUUAGCCACGUUUGGUCUCAUCCUCCCAAGAUCUUCGUCGCCGAAGGCAGUGGCGGAAAAGUCAUGAUUUGCCUGAAGCUUUGCAUCUCUGUCAUCGUCUUUGCUUGUCCAUGUGCAUUGGGUCUCAGCACCCCAACAGCCGUCAUGGUUGGUACUGGCGUUGGUGCGCAGGAGGGCAUUCUAGUCAAGGGUGGUGCUGUGCUUGAAGGCGCGACUAAAAUCAACCACGUCGUCUUUGACAAGACUGGCACCCUGACUACGGGGAAGAUGACCGUUGCCGAGGCCAGAAUAGAACGCCAGUGGCAUGAAGGGCGUUGUCGACUUUGGUGGUUGAUCGUAGGUCUCGCGGAGAUGAACAGUGAGCACCCUAUCGGCAAGGCCAUCCUCUCAGCAGCAAAGGCUGAAUCGGGCCACUCCGAGGGCGAUGGACUACCAGGCAGCUUGGGUGACUUCAAUGCCCAUGUUGGUCAGGGAAUAUCUGCAUUGAUUGAGCCCGCGUUCAAUGGAGACCGGACAAGGUAUCGUGCUGUAAUUGGCAAUGCCGCUUUCUUGCAGUCCCAAGGUGUAUCGGUUCCUGAAUCUGUUGAAGCUGAAGAUCAGCCCACCGGCAGCCCGAAGCCUACCGCUGGCAUCACGCAGAUUCAUGUGGCCAUCGAUCAGCAGUUUGCCGGAACUAUCUUCCUCCGCGACACUGUGAAAUCGACUGCCGUGGCUACGAUCGCUGCUUUGCAUCGCAUGGGGCUCAAGACUUCGCUCAUCACUGGAGAUACCCGCUCUACUGCCUUGUCCAUCGCUUCCGCUGUUGGUAUAUCUCCUGAAUUCGUUCACGCCUCUGCCUCCCCGUCCGACAAACAAUCCAUAAUCGCUUCGAUGCAAGAAUCCGGUGACCGCGUCGCCAUGGUAGGCGAUGGAAUCAAUGACUCCCCGGCUCUGGCAACCGCAUCAAUUGGGAUUGCUCUGGCUUCGGGGACGGACGUCGCCAUAGAAGCCGCCGACAUCGUGCUCAUGCGGCCAGAUGAUCUCCUUUCCGUCCCCGCCAGUCUAUCGCUCUCUCGCGCAGUCUUCAGACGCAUCAAGCUCAAUCUCAUGUGGGCCUGCGUCUACAACGUCAUCGGCCUUCCAUUCGCCAUGGGUCUCUUCCUGCCCUUUGGCGGCUUCAUGCUUCCCCCCAUGGCCGCCGGCGCGGCAAUGGCAGCAUCAAGCGUCUCCGUCGUCGUCAGCAGCCUGCUCCUGAAUUUCUGGAAACGUCCACGAUGGAUGGACGUCGAGAAGCUAGAGAAGGAAGCGCAGCUCGGCGGCGUUGGCUCUCGCGCGUCCCGGAAGAACCGGUGGCCGGCUGCUCUCUUUGUCUCCGGUCCUGGCAGUCGUACCGGCCCGUUGGGUUGGGCCAGGCGGACAGGCGCGAAAGUCUGGUCGACUGUCACCGGACGGAGUCCGAGAACAGUAGACACCAACGAUGGCUAUGUCCCUCUACAGACGGUAGAGCCAGUCGUUUAA